AUGCACGCUUACCUCUCCGACAUCCUGGAGCUCAAGCCCGGGCUCACCCUGGUGCCCAAUCACCACAAUGCACUUCACCUCGGUGACUUCCUCAUGCGCUUCGGUCCAGUCCAUGGCUGGUGGAUGUUCCCCUUCGAGCACCUCAUCGGAGUGUUGCAGCAAGUGAAUACAAACUACAAGCAGGGGCAAUUCGAGAAGACUAUGCUUGAAUCUUUCUGCGCCGCGGCCAAUGUCAAGGCAUUUCUGAAGCGGGAUGACUGCCCGAAAGUUCUGAAGGACUGCGCACCCAUCAUCCAGUCAUGCUUCGGAGGCGAUCAGCGAGGCACAUUGAUGACGGACAUCCGUACCUUGGGCGAACAAAUUCUUGACGGCCCUUCGCCAGACACCGGUGCAACUGUUGACUGGACUAGUGUCCGCUGA
Messenger RNA from Sparassis crispa, 420 nucleotides. RefSeq lists its product as hypothetical. The record is from RefSeq and is a predicted model, not a curated record. NCBI's taxonomy places the organism in Eukaryota, Fungi, Basidiomycota, Agaricomycetes, Polyporales, Sparassidaceae. Bases 1 to 420 code for a protein of 139 amino acids. The transcript has 2 exons.